UUGAAGCUGGGCAUGCUGGGGACCAUGCAGAGGGCUGGGGCCGGAGCCCGCAGGGCCUCCGACUGCGGGCCUGCACCCUACCGGCCCAGGUGCAUUGCCAAGUUUGCCCAGUACGUGGGAUCCUUUCCUGUGGAUGACUUGGACACACAGGAGGGUGUGUACCUUGUGCAGCAGCAGCUCUGGGCACUGCAGGACUGUUCCAGACGCCGCGCUGUCAUCCUGAAAUUCAGUCUUCAGGGUCUCAAGGUCUACAGUGGGGAGGGCGAGGUGCUCCUGAUGGCCCAUGCCCUGAAGCGUAUCCUCUACACCACCUGGUGCCCAGCUGCCUGUCAGUUUGCUUUCAUUGCCCGGAACCCGCGUAGCCCAGCCAGCAAGCGUUUCUGCCACCUCUUUGUGGGGAGCCAGCCUGGAGAGGUCCAUAUCCUGUACCUGCUGCUCUGCCGCUCCUUCCAGCUUGCUUACCUCUCACAACACCCUGAGGAGAGGGCGCAGCCUGAGUCCUGCCUGGGGUCUGUGGGGGACGUGUCCCCGAAGCCACUCUGCAGCCCUGGGGCACCCCCUGCCCUAGUGCGAGAGCCCUUCACCCGGGAUCAGCUGUCACAGAAUGUCCACGCCCUGGUUUCCUUCCGGCGAAUUCCUGCAGAAGGGCCCCUGGGCAGCAGUGGGAAGGAGCUGCCAGAGCCUGAGGGCCGUGGGGGCACCCGUCACACCCGCCUGGGGAACCCCUACUGCUCUCCCACACUGGUGCGCAAGAAGGCCAUUCGCAGCAAGGUGAUCCGCUCCGGAGCCUACCGAGGCUGCACCUAUGAGAUGCAGCUGCAGCUAUCAGCCCGGGAGGCCUUUCCAGCUGCAUGGGAGGCAUGGCCCCGCAGCCCUGGUGGUCCCUCGUGCCUGGUGGAGAAUGAGGGUAGCCUGACAGAGAACAUCUGGGCCUUUGCUGGCCUCUCCAGGUCCUGUGCUCUUGCCCUGCUGCGGAGAGAUGUGCAUGGGGCCUUCCUGCUGUGGCCAGAGCCAGGUACUGGUGACCAGUGGAGCCUGUCUGUCCGGACCCAGUGUGGGGUGGUGCCUCAUCAGGUCUUCCGGAACCACCUGGGCCGGUACUGUCUAGAGCACCUGCCAGCAGAGUUCCCCAGCCUGGAGGCCCUGGUGGAGAGCCACGCCGGGAUAGAGCGCAGCCUUUUCUGCCCACUCAGCAUGGGCCGUCUCAACCCCACCUAUGAAGAGCAAGAUUGUGGUCCUGAGGGCAGGCUCCCCCGGACUCUACGGCCCCUCAGCCAUGCCAAGUCCGAGGCAGAACUGCAAGGCCUGGGCUAGGACGCAAGGCCUCAGUCCCCUGGUGCCCAGCCUUGCCUUGGGCCCUGGGCUGCGGCAGUCACUCUGCCCUUCUUGCACCCCACUCACUGGUCACCAGCUUCAAACAGGUCACUCUGCUCCUCGAUCAGUCUUCCAUCACUUCACUGCCCAUGGGAGGGGAGCUCUGAGGUUGGAGAUGGAGAUCCCAGGGCUUCUCCCAGGACCUAGGGCCAGCUAAGAUACCAGGAUGAGCAAGCAGGUAGACUAAGGGUCUGGCAACUCUAGGUGACUUUGGGUGGUGCCCAUUGCCAGGUUCCCACUGUCCUCCUAGUGCAGAGGCUUUCGCAGCAGUUCGUGGAUGUGGGCACAGCCUUUGCUGGAGGCGGCUGAGCCUGUGUUGGAGGGGAACCCUAGAGAGCUCCCAUAGGGAAGCAGAUGCUUAGGGAGUUGCAGGUUUACCACCUCAGCUCAUUUCUGGGUGUCACUCCACCGAGUGGCCCCCGCAGUGAGCAAACUGCCGUUUGGUAGCUGCUUUGGGAAGCCACCUCCUGCUGGCUUUAACACAGUGCCGACCACUGGGCAUGGCUGGCACUGGUCUGCUCAUCAGCAAGGCAGCCCCACUUACAACGGAGAACUAGUACUAACCCAAACCCCACAGAGGAGGGUGUGGCUUUAUCAGGGGGAGGUCCAGGGGCACAUUCUAGAGGAAGGCAGUGGCCCAGCCAGCAAUGACAAAUCCAAGUGUCCCUUAAGUCACCUCAGCAUAAUAUAUGAAUCUACCCAAAAGAUCAGACUUCUUAAUCAGCUGGUGGUGAUGCACACCUUUAAUCCAGGGAGGUGGAUCUCUGAGUUCGAGGCCAGCCUGGUCUACAGAGUGAGUUCCAGGACAGGCAGGGCUACACAGAGAAACUGUCUCAAACAAACAAACAAACAAACAAACAAACAAAAAAACAGACUUCUUUUGGAAGCAGAGGUGUAGGCACAGGUGGAGAGGAUGUCUCUGUUCAGUGCCUUGAAGGCCACAGGCUUUGGUGGAAGCCACAGGUUUGGGGCUUUGGGAUCCCAAGAGAAGUGGGCAGCCUCUAUAGAACAAAGAGAAGACAAAAGCAUGUGGGAGGAAGAGGCAGGCCAGGCCUGGUGCUUCCGGCUUCCAACACCCCCAUCCUCCCCGCCCCACACACUAGGAUAAGCCCUUAGUUAAGGACAUUGUCAUUUCUUUCAAGUGACAUGUCUCAUGAGGGAUGGAGAGAAAGGACAGGAGAUAACACCCCCCCAAACUGAAUGUGGGUGAUAUUCCUUCCAUGGCUGUUUCCACUGGCAUCCCCACUCCCCAAGUAGGGCCUGGUCCCCAGUGGGAACAGAGGGAUUAGCAUAUCCUGUGCCUAGGAUUUCAACCCCAGAAAGUUACACCUAAGGAAAGCUGUCAACUAACUGGUCCAGACUUCGGGCCAGGGCUCACCUCCAGGAGGGUGUCCAUAGUGUGAAUUGCUGAUGUGUACAAUACCAGGGGAUGUUCAACAUGUCCAAGGGACCAGCCUUCCACAUACCCUUUAAUAUUUCUUCCAAACCAAACAGUUUGGAGCCCAUGUGUUCAGACUGUCUUAAUUACAGACCAUAGUUCUGUCUUUGUUCAAACCAUCAAGCCCCACUGUGUGGACUUCAAGAUAAAUAAAACACAUUUCUUCACA
Molecule: messenger RNA, 2981 nt
Organism: Peromyscus eremicus (cactus mouse)
Lineage: Eukaryota; Metazoa; Chordata; Mammalia; Rodentia; Cricetidae
Gene: Sh2d5
Product: SH2 domain containing 5
Exons: 9
Coding region: 13-1314 (433 amino acids)
Cellular component (GO): postsynaptic density
Source: RefSeq, a predicted model, not a curated record